ACUGAAGUCGGAUCUGUGAGCGGAAACGGAAACUGCGGCGGCUCCUACGACGCUUCGCGCGUUUGUCCAAGCUGUUGGCGCCAACGACACAACUCACAAACUACUGUCAGCGGCAGAAGUGUAGACUUGACUUUUCAGCGUAUAUUUCAGUAAAUUUGGCUUUUUUUUUUGUCGCCAAACCAUCUCACAGACAUGACGCAGCUCACAGAAGGUGCCAUUGAGGCUCUAUCAAAUGGCACCGGUUGUAACGACGCAGUGCUGCAGCUGGUGAAUAUCCGCAAGAUUGAGGGGGGAAAUGGUUCCCCUCGCUUUCGGGUGAUGAUGAGUGAUGGAAAGCACACUCUGUCCUCCUUCAUGCUCUCAACUCAGCUGAACUACAUGGCUGAGGAGAACAUACUGGCCCCGAACUGCAUCUGUGUUCUGAAGAGGCAUGUGACUAAUAUACUGAAGGAUGGACGACGCGUGGUAAUUAUUUUGGAAAUUGCUGUCAUCGAGCCUGCCGGAGAGGUUGCUGGAAAAUUAGGCGACCCUGUCCCUUACACCGAGGGUCAGAGCAAAGGCUCGCAGUCGGCGCCAGCCCCUGAAGUCCGCCCGCCACUGCAGCCACAAAAUAGAAAUGAAGCAGUGAACAGAGGUUUCAGUAAAGACUUUGGGAAGAAGGCCCCAUCUGCCAUGCCCAGUACUCCAGGGGGCAGCUCCAAAGUUGUGCCCAUUGCCAGCCUCAACCCCUACCAGUCCAAGUGGACCAUCCGCGCCCGUGUAACCAACAAGAGCAGCAUCCGUACAUGGAGCAACUCCCGUGGUGAUGGUAAACUCUUCUCCAUGGAAAUUGUGGAUGAGAGUGGAGAGAUACGAGUGACUGGUUUCAACCAAGAGGUGGACAAGUUCUUCAGCCUUAUUGAGGUUGGCAAGGUCUACUAUGUCUCCAAGGCCUCACUGAAGAUCGCCAACAAGCAGUACACAUCAGUGAAGAAUGACUAUGAGAUGACGCUUAACGGAGAGUCCACCGUCAUCCCCUGUGAGGACAGCUGUGAUGUUCCCAUGGUGAAGUGUGACUUUGUCUCUAUCAGUGACCUAGAGAACAGAGACAAAGAUGCCAUUGUUGAUGUGAUUGGAGUUUGUAAGGGUGUGGAAGAAAUUACCCGCCUCACCACCAAGACCAACAGAGAAGUGUCCAAGAGGACGCUCAAUUUGAUGGACAUGUCUGGGAAGGUGGUGACUGUCACGCUGUGGGGAGAGGAAGCAGAAAAGUUUGAUGGCUCCGGACAACCCAUUGUAGCCAUUAAGGGGGCGAAGCUUUCAGACUUUGGAGGCCGGUCCCUCUCUGCAUCCUUCAGCAGCACCCUGAUGAUCAACCCAGACAUCCCUGAGGCGUAUAAACUCAGAGGCUGUGCUUCUAUGCCCCACCUGUUUAAGAACGACUGUUUUAAACAAAGACAUCAUGUGUGCAGAAGAGGGGUUGGCCCAUGUGGGUUCUCUUUGGACAAUGGGAUCCUGCAGGUUCGCAGGCAUCCACUAAUGAACAGUUUAAAAGUCACAGAUGGAAGGAGGCCAAACCUGACUCGUUACUCUCGAUCCAUGUCAAUCCAAGCAGACUACUACACUUGCAUAGCUACCAUAGUGUACCUGCGCAAGGAAAACUGCCUAUACCAGGCCUGUCCCAGCCAAGACUGCAACAAAAAAGUCGUAGACCAACAGAAUGGCAUGUUCCGCUGUGAGAAGUGUGACAAAGAGUUCCCCAACUUCAAGUACCGCCUCAUCCUUUCUGCCAACAUUGCAGAUUAUGCGGACAACCAGUGGGUGACUUGCUUCCAGGAAAGUGCAGAGGCCAUCCUGGGCCAGAAUGCAGCUUACCUGGGGCAGCUCAAGGACUCGAACGAAGCCGCCUUUGAUGAGGUCUUCCAACAAGCCAACUUCAACACUUUUGUCUUCCGCAGCAGAGUGAAGCUGGAAACGUAUAACGAUGAAUCCAGGAUCAAGGCUACAGUGAUGGAUGUGAAGCCUGUUGAUCAUAAGGACUACAGCAAGAGGUUGAUCAUGAACAUAAGGAAACUGGCUGCCUAGUAGCAACUUGUGACACAAAGUAUUGUUUUUUGCUUGCCUUUGCAAGUUUCCCUUUGUUUCUGUACAGCCAAUAAACAGCUCUAAACCUAUGAAAA
Morone saxatilis (striped sea-bass) is the source of this 2159-nucleotide messenger RNA. RefSeq names its product replication protein A1 (gene rpa1). Lineage: Eukaryota; Metazoa; Chordata; Actinopteri; Moronidae. Gene Ontology annotation, biological process: double-strand break repair via homologous recombination; telomere maintenance via telomerase; DNA replication. Bases 193 to 2064 code for a protein of 623 amino acids. The record is from RefSeq and is a predicted model, not a curated record. Gene Ontology annotation, molecular function: damaged DNA binding; single-stranded telomeric DNA binding. Gene Ontology annotation, cellular component: DNA replication factor A complex; nucleus. The transcript has 18 exons.